AGGGGGUGGCUAUCAAGAGAGGUCACAUGCAGCAUAGAUUUUAUAGCGUACUCUUUCUUCACACAAGUAAGACAGUCUAGGUGAACUAGCAGCCAUGUCAUCUUUUGCCCCAGCAAGCAAGUCUUCUGAAGCAAGUAGCUUUGCUUAUGAGUCUGGCAAAGAAUUCUUUCCAGGUAUUGGUGAGAUCCAGUACAAGCCGGAUUCUCCCGCCAGUGACGUCCUCUGCUUCAAGUACUACAAUCCCCAGGAGGUGGUCAGAGGUCGGACAAUGGAGGAGUGGCUCCGGUUCUCAGUUUGCUUCUGGCACACCUUCCGAGGAACUGGGGCUGACCCAUUUGGCUACCCCACCCUCUGUCGCCCCUGGGACGAUCAGUCUGAUUCCAUGGAGAAUGCCAAGAGACGACUCAGAGCUGGGUUCGAAUUCUUUAAGAAACUCGGGGUCAAGUAUUGGUGCUUUCACGACAGGGAUAUCGCCCCAAUGGGAGCAGACCUGAAAACGACCAAUCAGAAUCUGGACGAGAUGGUGGACCUUGCCCUCCAGCUUCAGAAGGAGACGGGUGUCAAGUUGCUCUGGGCUACAUGUAACCUGUUUGCCCACCCCGUGUACGCAUGUGGAGCGAGCACCAACCCUGACGCUGCCGUGUUUGCAAUGGCAGCUGCCCAGGUCAAGAAAGGACUGGAGAUUGCCAAGAAACUGGGGGCAGAGGGAUUUGUGUUCUGGGGAGGUCGUGAGGGCUACCAGUCUCUGCUCAACACUGACGUCAAGAGAGAGCUCAACCACAUGGGAGGAUUCUUCAAGAUGGUCGUCCAGUACAAGAAUAAGAUCGGCUUCAAUGGUCAACUGCUCAUUGAACCAAAGCCUAAGGAACCUAUGAAGCACCAGUACGACUACGAUGCUCAGACUGUGAUUGCGUUCUUGAAGACUUACAACUUGGACAAAGACUUCAAGCUGAACAUAGAGCCCAACCACACGAGCCUGGCUGGUCAUGGCUACGAGCACGACAUAGUGGUUGCUUCUGGUUAUGGGAUGCUGGGCUCCAUUGACGCCAACACAGGGUCACCUGACCUCGGCUGGGACACUGACCAGUUUCCUAUGGACGUCAAAAAUUCCACCCUCGUUGUCAAGGUGAUUCUGGAGCAAGGUGGUCUGGCUCCGGGUGGCCUCAACUUUGACUGCAAGGUGAGGAGAGAGUCCACUGCUCUGGAGGACAUGUUCAUCUCACACAUUGGUGCUAUGGACACGUUUGCUCGAGGUCUUCGUGCUGCUGACAAGAUUCUCGAUGAGGGAGUGAUGGCUGAUGCUGUAAAGGAGCGGUACAGCUCUUACGACAGUGGACUCGGGGCUAAGAUUGAGAAGGGGGAGGCCAGUCUCGAGGAAAUGGAGGAGUUCAUUAUGAGCAACGGUUUCCCUCAGCCAGUUUCCGGGCAACAAGAGAAGUACGAGUCGACCCUCAACAGAUACGUCUGACUGUAUAAUAACUAUGUUUGCACACUUUUAUGGUUGUCAUAGGUAAAGUAGUUAGUAAGUUACUAUCGCUGUGAUUGUAAGCAAGUACAUGCAAUCCCUAAUUUUGUCAUGUCACUAGACUAGACACUGGUACAGUACUGGUACUACUUUAUGUUGGUUUUUAAAUUACCAGUAAACCCACA
This is a messenger RNA of Halichondria panicea, 1650 nucleotides long. Its product is annotated as xylose isomerase-like. The record is from RefSeq and is a predicted model, not a curated record. NCBI's taxonomy places the organism in Eukaryota, Metazoa, Porifera, Demospongiae, Suberitida, Halichondriidae. Gene Ontology annotation, molecular function: xylose isomerase activity. Bases 95 to 1468 code for a protein of 457 amino acids. Gene Ontology annotation, biological process: carbohydrate metabolic process. The transcript is spliced from 11 exons.